CAUCACCCUGUUAUGGAAUUUUAUCUCUGAAUUACUGCAAUAAGGAGCACAUUUUGCAAUCUAUAUGUCUUCACGUUGUACUGGUUAUUUUAAAUAAAAGUAUAACGUUACGUAACGUAAACAUUAGGCAUAGCUACGAGUUUUGUUUUUCUUCGCGGAGGGAACGUACAGUAAGGGUUCAUCUGUAACAAACAGUAAACCUUUGAAGAACUGCCUCCAGCUGUUUUGGGGUCAGAGGUCACUUUAAAAUGGAUGUCAGCAUUGCUGUGUCGCUAAUUCGAGGCCAGAUGGGUGCCGUGGUGGAGCGGGCAGUGAACGGGGCAGUGGAGACGGUGCUGGCUGAGAUGCUCAAAGUAGUCGGAGUCAAAUUUGAGGAGCUGAAAGCUCAAGUGGCGCUCAUGAAGAGGGACGUCAAUGCGCUGCAGAGGGAGAAGGCCCUAAAAGAAAAGGAGAACGACAACAUCCGCGCCAAGCUGCGAUACACAGAGCUGAAGCUGAAGUACUACAGGCAGGGAGUUGAAGAGGAGCUGCAGCAGAGAGCCUCUACCUCCACUCUGGUCCGUAUCCACCCGUCCAGCUUCCCCCAACCACAGACAAGUGGUGCUUGCAUCUCGUCUAACGAGGCCUCACCAUCGUGCUCAACUCAGUCCAGGACUGCUGAAGGACAACUGGCGAAAAGCAGCCAAGAAUGCAUCUCUCCACAGAGCAGGCGAGCCGUCCGAGCGCGCGGUCAGUCAGACGUGAGAGUGGUCAGCUGCGACCAGUCAGACCUGCUGCUGCCUGUCUCACUCUCUGUGAACACAAUAGCAGAAACUCUGGACAGCAAUGCAGGUUUCUCCUGCACCACAGAACAAGACAUUUCUGCAAGCAAGAAUGAAGAGCAGGAGGACGACUGUGAAUGGACCAUCGCUGUACAGACACACACAGAAAGCAUGGACGCUGUCGUGGACCCUCCUCCUCAUCUCAAGGCCCCGACUCUUGAGACGGGGCAGCAGUCAGAUGCUGGCUCACUGUCCCCAGAUGGAUCCACCCAAGCUGACAGCUCCACACUGCCUUUCUCCAAUUUACAGGUGAAGCAGGAGGCUCAGCAGGAGGAGGAAGAGGAGGAGGAGGAGGUGAUCUGUAUCAAGGAGGAGCCAGAGGAAGAGCAGGAGGUGAUGGCCACCCUGCUGCUGGACUGCCAGAUGCAGCAGAGUCACCUGUCAGAGUCAGAGACUCAAAGGUCAGUACCUCAGACAAGCCAGAGAAGUCACACUACAGCCUUCAGCUCAGAUGGAUCAAGCUCCUAUCUGAUGCCUCAGCCGAUGGCCCCCCUGCCCUCAGCUGCAGCCUUGCCACUGGGCGUCCCUCCUCGCCAGAUGGUGCGUCCAUGGAACAAAGACCUUAGCCUGUACGAGGAGUACAAAAUGCGCAGGAAUGAGCUCCGCCGGCGAAGUCUCAACAGACGCAGAGAGCUGGAAAAAAACCUGCCUCAGCCACUGCUGGCAGACCUGGUACGAGAGCGUCGAGAAAAGACCAGAUUGAGGGUGGCUAGAUGGAGGGCAAAGAGGAAACUCCAGGCCUGUUUGAACCAGGCACAGGCUCAAGGUGGAGCUGUAGGUCUUUCUCAGACUGGCUUUCCCAUCAGCAGUCAGCACCACCAGCACCACCAGCAGCAGCAGCUCAGAGCGCCUUGUGUGUCCACCUCCAGCGGUCAGCAGAGACAGAGCUCACUGCCUCAGUCUACCAGCUUCAUCAACAGCAUGUCAGCAGUAAACAGCAUAUCCGCACCUCUCGCCUUCAUCGCCCCCUCCUCCUCUUCUUCUUCUUCCUCCUCCUCCUCCUGCUCUCUGCUCCUGAGAGGCCCCCACAUGGCUACACACGUCAGCCAGCAUGCUGUGACAUCAUCAUCCUCCUGCUCCUACUCUCAGGUUGGCCUGUCGCAGCAGAGUCUCUCUCUGACGGAUACAGACAUCCUGCAGUGAGACGAUGCAGAAACUUUACAUCGUUUGUGAAAUAUCUUAAUAUUGAGGUGGCGUCAGCGCCCCUCUUCAGAAUGUAGCAAGUCCUUCAUGGUGAUGCGGCAGUCUUUGUACCUUUGUUAAUUACAUACAUCCUUGAAACUUUGGUCCAAUUUUGCAUACUUUACUCCAGAGGUCGUGUCAACUGAAUAUUUUCCAUCACAGACUAAAUUUUUUAAAACAAUGAUGGAAAAAUCUGAAGGCCAUCUGUCAUUUUGACAGAUUACACUGAGAGUGAUCACCUGUGGCGGGUGAGGCGGAGGCAAAAGUCAGUGAGGCUUUAGAUGACAGCAAGUCCUGUAGCCUCACGCUCACGCAGGCAGACACACACGGCAGUUCAAUUUUGCACAUAGGGUACAUCGUGGAAGUACAUAAAUCUAGCCAAAAAAUCCAUCCACAGAGGGGAAAGAAAUGUCUAACAAUAAUAAUAGUAAUACUAAGUCAGUGUUUCCUCUAGGUUGACUGCGCUGGUGUGGAAGGAUGGACUGGAGGUUGGGGAGUAUUUUACUUUCCAGUGAUCCAUCCAGAACCUUUUUUUUUUCUUCACCAAAAAACAAACAACAAACAAAACCCACAAAUGAUUAUUUAUUUCUGUACAAUCAAAGGGAAACACUGAUAAUGAUUAUCUGUAAGUUAAUAUAAAAACAACAAUUUGUUUUGACAAACUACACAAGAUGAACGGCAUACACACCAAAACAGCAUUCAUGUCUUUACUAAGCACAGAUGACAGAGGGGUGGAACUUCAUUAGAACACACAAGAUGAACGGCAUACACACCAAAACAGCAUUCAUGUCUUUACUAAGCACAGAUGACAGAGGGGUGGAACUUCAUUAGGUCAAACCACAAGCACCUUAUGUUUUGCAAGAUGUACCGACAGAAAUUAGAUCAACAGAUGUGGAUCACUGUGUCAUUGUUGUUACCUACUCAUGAUAAAUCUUUUAUCCUCAUUUUACAUCAGUUACAUAUAAUAUUAAUAUCAGUUGAAUAAACAGGUUGUGUAAACUCGUAUACAAAUUGUGAUGCACACAAAUAUUCAAAUAAAAACACUUCAACAACA
Scomber scombrus (Atlantic mackerel) is the source of this 3057-nucleotide messenger RNA. RefSeq lists its product as uncharacterized. NCBI's taxonomy places the organism in Eukaryota, Metazoa, Chordata, Actinopteri, Scombriformes, Scombridae. The transcript has 10 exons. The coding region runs from base 249 to 1964 and encodes 571 amino acids. The record is from RefSeq and is a predicted model, not a curated record.